Molecule: messenger RNA, 11681 nt
Organism: Odontomachus brunneus
Lineage: Eukaryota; Metazoa; Arthropoda; Insecta; Hymenoptera; Formicidae
Exons: 4
Coding region: 667-1398 (243 amino acids)
Source: RefSeq, a predicted model, not a curated record
AUCAUUACCGUGCCAGACCUCGAGGAGUACAAACGUGUUUCUCGUUACCUGAGCUCAGUCGAGAGAUCUCGUGCCGCUCUGCUUUCCCCCGUAUCGACUCUCUCUCUUUCUCUGUCUGUUUUCGUGCGCGCAGUCCGAUACACGCGUGUGAUAUAUCGCGCCAAAGAGGACACAGUUUCGCGUGGCUAAUUCGCCACGGUGUACGUCGCUCUCGCAGUCGUCGUCGUCGUCGUCGUCAUCGCCGAUCGUCAACGUCAAGUCCGACGUCGCGGUGAGGCAACGCGCGACCCCAGGACAACUCACGUGCUCGCACGACGAUCUGUGGCUCGCGCAAUCGACACCUGUCUGUGUUGCCUACUCACGUGUAAACCGCACAGUGCCAAGCAGCCCCAUCGGGUCACGGGACAUUGAACCGCGCUCGCGGAGAUCGCUCGAGAAAAGCGCUUUCUCCCUCGGGGACUCGCACUUUUCCAAGUUUCUGCUCUGUGCCCACGAGAGUUCUCAGUGUUUCAAGUGCGUGGAGAGAGCGACCGGUGGACCGCGGUCAGAGGUCACGGAGAGCUCCGGACGGUCACGUGCGAUCGAGGGUAGAGGAAGAGGCAAGAGAAGAAGAGGCAAGAGGUCGCAAAGCAGAAGACGAGAAACAGCAGCAGCAGCAGCAGCAGCAUGGCUAUACCGUUCGCGCUGCCCACCGACGGCGAGGCGGACUCGCAUCAGAUGACGCUGAUGCUGGACCUGUACGCAGCCCUGCAUCGCGCACUCCGCAGCAGGAAUGCUCAGCAUCCGUCACGAAAUCAUCGGGCACCUCGUCGUUCCGGCGACUACGCUUCCCGGCAGCACCUGGUGAUCCUGGUGCAGCCCGGCACGGAGGAUCUGUCGAACCUGCCGCUGCCCGACCUGGUGCAGUCGGCAGUGGACCAGUUGCCACCGCCGUCGCCCCAGGUGACCGUUUCCGUCCCCAACAGCCCGAUGAGAGACGCGACCUUCCAGUUUCCUGAGAGUGACGCACCGUUGCCGAGCCCAAGGCCACGACCACGAAGACGGCUCGCCUCGGAGAGCUCGGUCCUGGACAAGGGCCCGAUCGAGGUGAUCUGCAGCAACGGCAGCACCUGCUGCUGCCACCUUGGCCACCAGACUCUCAACGAGAGGCAGUGGGCGAGCGUGGGUGCCAAUCUCAGGAACAUCGCCGGUGACUUCCACGCGUCCAAGACCAAGGACGCUGAGAUCGAGAAGGCGCGACUGCCGGUGAUCGGCUCGGGCCUGUCAAGCGGUCACAACAGCAACUCGUCGUCCACCGACAGCUUGCUGUCGUUGCUGAUCCCGGCGCCGUUGCGCGAGACCCUCUGGGCAACGGUGGCCCUGUACCUAGGCUGGAGACUCGUCUCCCGCCUACGAUAGACGCACCGGUCUCGCCCAGCCGUCGUCCCGGAUGACACCGGCGGUCCUGCGGCCCGAUUAAGCGGCCGUGUCGGCACCCGGCACAACACGGCGUUUGGGAACUGUUAGAGGCGGCGGACCGCAUGGACCGCCAGUAAAACUACCGACUCCUACCCGGGAUGAUCCCCGGAAUUCUCGAUCGAACGCAUCGGACGUCGCCGAGAGAAGGAUGGGAUCUACAGCCCGGAUCUCUCUUCGUGAUCGAACGGCGGAUUUCAUCGAGAUAGAGGUAGAGAAAGAAAGAGAGAGGAGGAGAGAGAGAGAGAGAGAGAGAGAGAGAGAGAGAGAGUGAAAGAGAGAAAGAGCGAGAGAAAGAAAGCAAGAACGCGCGCGCGUCGAGGAUCACGAGCCAUCUCUCGUUCGAGCAUCCACUCGGAUUGUAUUUUGUAUAAUCGUUUUUUGUAUCGUCGCGCGGCUCGUCCGCUACGCCACCGCGAGAAUGCGCUUGGUCAAUUUUGAUUGAUUCCCGAGGGACCGUCUCAUUGUUUAAUAUGAUGAAAGAAAUUACAAAGUAUCGGCACGUCAAUUAUAAUGAUUAUGGUGACGAUAUGAUCCGCACGAGUAAUGAUGAGCCGAUAAAUCGAAAGUUGUUCUCCCUGUUGAAUGCGUUCCCUCGGGUGGGUUCGUGAAAUUUAUGCAAGAGAAAAGAGCAAGAUUUUUAUUAAAGAAAAAAAUAAUAAUAAAGAAAAUAAAGAAUGUCAAGGUGUGUGCAAAAGAAUGUCAUCACCGUUUCGCAGUGGACACUCGCGAUUCGUCGGUUCGCCGCGGACAAGUUCCGACUGUGAUCGUCGCGCGAAUGACGAAGCGAGGGUGGCUAGCGACACGGCGGAGUCCACCGGGUGCAUUCUCAUGCGGGGUGCGAGAGGCGAACGGGCGGACAGGAAUUAUCUCGAACGUGUGGAUCGCCGUUCGUGGCGAUAGUUCGCCCCGCGGGAUGAACUUUGUAGGUGUGUAGGAGGCCGAAGGGGCGGGAUUAUAGUUUUAGGGGAGAUAGCCCCCGACGCGCGGGGUAAGGUAGGGGGGAGGGGCGGGGCGGGGGGCGGAAGGACCAGAGUAACCGAAUUGCGUAUUGCGCGGCGAUCGGACCGAGACACGAGGAGGAAGAGGUAUUAUUUAGGAGUGACGGGGGGAGCUAAGGACGAGAUCCAAAGAGGAUUAAACCCAAUAAUCAAAUGAUGAUCUCAUUACGAAUAAAUAAAGAGAAUUAAAUAAAGUAGUGUGAUUACGGGAACGAGAGAAGGGCGGACCACCCACGCAGGCCCCUUUUAUAUUCUCCGUCUUCUCUUCGCGCGUCCGUCCCUCUCUUGGUCUUGCCGGUAGAGAAAACGAGAAAGAGAGAGAGAGACCCUUCGAUGUGUGCGGCUUGUUGUAGAUAACGCGGUCUCUCCCGGUCGACGUGGUGGGCCGAGCGGGAUUUUUUUUAACGACGUCGCCCCGCGACGUUUCGCGAGGUACGUUUUUCGUCAGGGAGGCACUUGGUCGGGGAAGGAUUGAGAGAGCGAAAGAGAGAGAGAGAGAGAGAGAGAGAGAGAGAGAAAGAGAGAGAGACGCGUUGGAUGAUAUCGCGCGCUGGAGAGAAGAGGGACUCGAUGAGGGACCGAGGAGUCGUCGCUAGACGGCCGAUCGAACCUCGCAAGACGUCGCUACGGCGCUGGCGAGAUAUAUGUAUAUAUAAAGAAAGAGAGAGAGAGACGUCGGGUGUGACGUGUAUUCCAAAAAUGUUAAGAAAUGAUAUAAGGAGGUGAGACGCGAGAGCGAGGACGUGCAAGGUGGUGGAGACGGAUAGGGGAGCAACCUGCGUGUACGUGCGUUUGUGCAUGCACGUGUGUGUAUGUAUGGACGGGUGCGUGCGUGCGUGUGUAUAUGUGCAUGUGUCUAUGUGCGUGUAUGCGUGUGUAUAGAGGAUUUAUCUAAAGUAAUUACGCAAACACUCAGUAAUAAGUCAACGUGUUAAUAGUUAAAGUAGAUAAUCGAUAGGCCGAGGAUCGCGGCAUCUUAAUUGGCUAGCUGCGAGUCCCGUGGACAGUUUUCAAAUGAUCUCCGGUAGCUUAGCUAUUAGUGGUGGCCCUGGUCGCAUGCAGGACGCCUUUCGCGGCACAUCGGAAGGAGCACCUCCCUCUUUCCCCUGUGUCCUUUCUAAUAACUUGUCUAUAUAUCUCCAUACUUCUCUCUCUUUCUCUCCUUCUUUCCUUCGCCCUUUUUCCCGCCUGUCGACGAACCGUUUCUCGUCUCACUCACACACACACUCUCUCUUUCUCUCUCUCUACUCGCUAUUCUCGUUCUUCCGCGCGAUUCCCUCCGCAUAUAUCGCGUCACCGCUUCGCAAUUCCGCUUCACGUUUAUCGACGACGUCGAGGACGAUGGUCUCUUCGCCGUCGCUCUGUGUUUGCGCACGACCUAACGUAAUCUCCGAUCUCGAACUUGGCGCGUAUCUCGGCCGGUGCUCGGUCUCUUCUCGGUGUUGUUUCGCAUUCGUUUGCGCGAUCCAGAGGGUCUCAAUUUUUCGCGAGAUCGCGAGUCUCGCGAAUUUUCUUAGGGCUUUCUCUACAGCGCGGGAACGGUGGAUGCGGGUGGUUGUGUGGCCCGGUGAGCGACGGAGGAAUGUGAAACGCGUAUCCUCGGGCUUUCUCGUUCGGUCGCAGGCUGAGACCAAAACUAUCGAGGCUGCUGUGUUGUUGCACAUUCGUCCCUGCGCUUUCCCCUCGUCCCGAUUGCAGUCUAUCGCGUUUUCCCUUUGUCUCCCUAUUGAUAGGAUCGUGACGUACUCCGUUGUCGAGGUAUUCCAGUGUGUAGGACCAUAGUAUUUAUUUAUAGGCGAUACACACACACACACAUACACAUAUGCAUACACACAUACGAACAAACAUACAUAUACAGAGAUUUUUCUCUCUACUAUCUGGUAGGGCCGCGUCUCGGGGUAAAUGUACGCUACGCGGUUGCGAGAUAUAUUACCGUCACCUCGAGAUAAGCGACUUCUCGCCAGACGCUUCCGCGGGAGCGGCUUUUUGGAAAGUCAAUAAACGUCAGUGUGUCCGUAUAACGCGCGAAAGUAAUCUCUAAAGACGCGAGUAGAUAGAGUGAUGUUUUCUCCUCUCAUGGAAAGGAAGAAAAGAGAGAGAGAAAGAGGGAGAGGAAGAAGGAGAGGCGGAACCGUUCGAACAGCGAAACGCAGGUGUUCGCGACGCGCCGUUCUGAUCUCGACGCGCGGAUUUUUAGAUUUAUCGUGUGUUUCUCAUUGUAUGUCGCUACAUUCUGUCGUGUUUCUCGCGAGCCACCGCUCAUCAGGAACUCAGAUCUAUUCCCGCGGAACGUGGACCACCCCGUCGGAUCCGUCGGAGUUGUAUUUCGAACGCACCGUUAUUUAGCGAAAUUAAACUAAUUUCCAUUAUUUUUUCGAGCGACUUUACGCGCGGAGAUUUGGAGAGUAAAAUUAAUUUUUAAUUAUGAUAAUGAUAAUAUUAUUUUUGAGAAAAAAAAACUUUUUCACAGAGAUAUCGUGAGAGAUUUUAAAACACGCGUUGCAAGAUUCUAAUUUCGCCGAGGAGCCGCCGAGCACUCGCAAUUUUACGCCAAUUCGUCUCUCGAAAUCGGCACGUGAAAAUUGCCGGAGUUAAUUCGCGCCUCGUCGGCAGCUCGCACGAGCUGUUAAGAAUUGUCGAUAGCCGUAUCGCGACAAACGUGGAAGUCGUCGACUCGGAUUCGACGGCGCGAAGCGUCCCGUUCCCGCCAGUAGAAUCUUCGAUCUAGCUCAGGUCGAGUUCCCUCUGUGCCGCUUGCUCCUUUCAUGGAGAGAGCACGCAAUGGUACAAGAUUAUCGUGUAUACAUAUUGAUAUGAUAAGUAGUGUUCGUCUGUCGUCUGUCGAGGGCCACGAGAGCCGAGAAGCACCUCUUUCUCGUGGUGGUUGUUGCAUUCCGACCAAAAGGGAACCAAAAUUCCCGUUUUCCUGCAGCGCGGCGAAUUCGAGACGGCCUAAAGGGUCGUGGCCACGCAUUUAAUCCUCUUACUCCGUAGAUAGGGAAAAAGGGCACCAGCGAAUUCGCGAGCCCCCGUUUCCCCUCCCCCUCUCGCCGUUUGGCCUGGCGAGGGAGGAGUGUUGAUGAAACAGGAAAAAGACAGGAAUAUAUAUAUAUAUAUAUGCAUGUGUAUGUACGUAUGAAGGAAAAUUGAAAGUGAGAAAACAAGGCGCAUGUACAUAGUCGCUUCUUUCGGGGACCGUAAACGCACUAACGCACUACGGUUUCUCUUUUCCCGGUAUUCUCUAUUUCUAUUUUUUUUUUACCUUCUUUGUUCGUUCAUUCGUUUUUCUGUUUUUUUUUACAGUUAAUUACCAGCUAGAAACGGUACACUCUGUAGAAGCACUUUUAGAUAGUAGUCAGCCAUAUGGAAAAAUAUAAUAAUUAUAUAUGGAUAAACAUAUAUAUAUAUAUAUAUAUAAUGGAAGACGCGUAUAUAUAUAUAUAUAUGAAAGAAGUAUAUAUAUAUAUAUAUAUAUAUAUAUAUAUUUUAAAUGGUAUAUUUGGGAUAAUCGAAAUAUUGUUUCGAGAGAUGAUAACCCGUUUUGUGUGUGUAUGUGUGUGUGUAUGUGUGCGCGGAGAGUCAUAUAUUUCGAUGGGGCGCGAACCCCCGAGAGAAAGUAUAGCGGGGAGGGUGGUGUUUAUGGUGGAGUUGGAGAAAUGGCGGUUCUUCGAGAUCGAUGGAGGUCGAAGGACGUAGGUCCAAGGUGAGAAAUAAGCUGUAACUGUGACUAUGUGGAUCGUGGGGGGCAGGCUGUCGAUUUGCUGUCGCUCGUCGAGGGCCACACCGAGAUCAAUUUCACGCGCGCCCCCUAAACAAGGAGCGGACGGGGGAAGAGAAGUAAGCGCGCGACGGGCUGUGUGUAUUCCACGAGAGCCGGUCUCUUUGCGUAUCACUAAAGAUCUCGCGCGGCACACGCGCACCCUACUCGCCGCACCCUAUCGAACCCGAUUUGUGCGGCGAGAGGACAGAAAGAAUAGGAAAGGAACAAACAUGGAAUCAAACGGCAGAGACAGCCCGCCCACCCGAGAUCCCCGCGCGUCAAAGCGUCACUGUGAUCUCGUAAUUAUUAAUAAAAUAUCCGAUUAUAAUAACGAAGUAAUUAUACGAAUAUUAUAUAAUAUUGCCCCCUUUCCCCCCCCCCCUCCUCUCAUUAUGAGCAGGAAUAUAAAAAUCUCCCCUCCCGGGGACACGAUCCAAUGUACUCUCGCUAAUGUGCGAAAUCAUGGUUUUGCGUCUCUCUCGUCGGAUUUCUUUCGUCCUGUUUUGUUCUACGCGGUACGUUCUCUCUUAGUGCAUCCUUCUUUCUAUCUCUCCUUUGCAUUCUCUCUUCUGAAUCCCCUCUCUCGUAAUACGUGUUCGCGAGCGCGUGCAUGCGCGCAUCCUAGUUCGUAAUCGUAACGUUAAUAACCUUAUCUUAUUAAUGAAUCUUUCAUAUGAUCUCCCGGAGGUAUCGAUUGUGUCAGGCGAGUCCAAAUGGCCGAUGCCGUUCGUUUCCGCCCAUCCGCACGCACGAGAAGUCGUCGUCUCUCCUUCUGCUAUCUCUCGAUUUUCCUCUUGACAUUUUCUUUCCUUUUUCAUUUCAUUCACCACGGCUACUGUCAGAACGGACGGUGUCGGCGAUCGAUUGGCCGUAUACCUCAGUUAAAUAAAGUAUAGGAUUGUAAAGCAAUUGAAGAGAGAAGAAAGAAAAAGAGAGAAAGAGAGAGAGAGAAAGGGAGAAACAUUUAUUCAGAAGAGAAGACGAGGGAUAACGACGUUGUUGUAGCAAUCUUACUCAAAUAGAUAGGUUUAUAACAACGAAAACUGUUUAUCGCAGCGUUCGCACUCAUUAAUCACCUACGACGUACUAUUACGAUCCAUCGCGAUCGUUAUUAUUAUCAACGAUUAUUAUUUUUAUUUUUAUUACUAUCAUAUUAUAUUAUUAGUUAGUACAUACUCGUCGCGCGCAUCCAGUGUAAAGGCUCGAGUUCUUAAACUCCCCGGCGCUGUAAAGAGAUAAUCGACUAGUCUUAUCGGACCAACCAUUGAGAUUUGUAUUUUUGUUUAACGACGCGUAUUUUCUAAGAGAGAUCGAGAUUUUUCCCCCUCUACAUACAUAAUAUACAUACACAUAUUAUAUAUAUAUAUAUAUAUAUAUAUAUAUAAAUAUAUAUAUACACCCACGCAUAUAUAUAUAUAUAUUUGCGAAAAUAUAUGUAUAUGUACUUUUUGUUUUUUUUUUUAAAUAAUAUCGAUCAGUCUCCCUCCUUCCUCCUCAGAGGCGCUUUUCUCUCGCCUCUUCUGUAAUCGCGAUCCCGAGAUAUCGGAAGUUCGAGCCGGGCAUCGGGGACGACGUUUCCGUUGAAUUCGCCCGCGCGUUCCCGUUCACCCUAUCUCGCCGAGACUCUCCCGCGGGAUAUCGCACGGAGCGAGCAACGUGUGCGAGCGGGCGAACGGCGGAGCGAGUGAGUGUCGCCCUCGAUCGAGGCGCCCGUGUCAUUGUAAGACCACUUCUACCAGUAAUAAAUUAUUGUAGUACGCCGUAACGCGCACAGGAGAUACUUGAUCUUUUCAGCAGUAUUUCAACCGGGGCGGGCCGCGUCCUCGCGCCAGGGACACCCUCGCGAGUCGACGACGAUCGGUCGACUCGCGCUGCGAUCUUUUCGCGUCGAGCGAGCGAGCGAGCGAGCGAGAGCGAACGAGUGAACGAGCGGGCGAGCCCCGGUUCAAAUAGCACGUAAAUUUUCGCAUGUAUUGAAAGCAGAGCUCGUCGUACAUGUGUACGCAGCAUCACAUAUUACAUAUAUGCUGACAUGUAUACAUGUAUAUACACUCGUCACACAACACCCAUGCAUACAUCCACACAUACAGACACACAUACACACGAUUCACACGCGAAAGCAUACCCUUGCCCUUUAAUACUAUUGUAAUCGUCUAAGAUCUUAACGAGAAAUUUCAUUUGCUCAGACUGUAUAAGUUUGCCAUAAAAUGACUGUUGUACGUUCUUCGGAUGUGUACUACUACUCGUGUCUAGAAGUAAGGGAACCUUCGCGCGAUUACUCUGUCGCUCCAGCCACAGUCAGGUGCCAACCAUCGCCCACGGUUUUCGCGUUUUUUCUCCGUAAGAUAGCCGGCUAGGUCGAUCGUUUUGUCGCCGUGCCACUCGGAAAGCCCGCUUUUCCCGAGGUCACCCGAGAACGACUCGCUCCCGCGCCCACCUCGUCCUCGAAAUCGCGACUCGCGCCGUCACUAUUUAUUCCGUUUACUUCUACACUGUAAUUCUGUUACACACGAAAAAAACUUUGGAAAAUAUAUAAUAUACAUGCAGAUAUUGACCGCCUCUAAUUCUCGUUGAAUCCUUCUCUCUUUCUUAAGAGAGCGUCUUUCACGUCGCUCUCGAAUAAUUUGCACGAUCUACGCGAAAAGAGCAAGGACAAGCCGGGGGCAAAGUGAGCGAGGGGCGAACGAGUCGCACUCGGUGGGCCGCCUUCGCCUGUAUUCCUUCGCUGUGUAAUCUUUCGUGCUCCACUUAAAGUAGCGAGAAGCUCGUAAACUCUGAAUGCCUACGAAAUGCGUUACUCGUAGCCAAAUGUCCCGUGGACCAUACAGACCGCCGAGAUCUAUUCGUUAUUCCAGCGCAAAAAAGAAAAUGGAGUCAGAGAUGGGUCGAUCGAUCAGAGAGAGAGGGAGAGAGAGAGAAAGAGAGAGAGAGAGAGAGAGAAAGAGAGAGAGAGAGAGAAAGAGAGAGAGCAAGAGCGAGAAGGUUCGGAUCAACCGAGAAUGCGUAUGUUCGAAUAAGAGGAGAGUAAAACGAAUAAAGUGAAUAAAGUGAACGAGAGGUAGUAUUCGUUAUCCGAGAUAACGGAAGAUAGAAAUUUUGAGACCGCCGCAAUUUCCCUUUCUUAUAGGUUUCUCAAGUCGUAUGUAAAGCUCGCAGCUGCCUUGUGAUAGAGUCUGGACUGCAAAUAAAUUCCGACACGUGCGUGACGUGUCGGGAAAGAGAAAGAGAGGUAGAGAGGAGGUGAAAUCAGUAAGACGAUUAUAAAGAACAUAACUGUCGCAGGGAUCACGACCUGUGUGCACGAUUACAAAGACAAAAAAAAAGAGAAAGGAAGCAAAGCACAGUAAAGAGACAAUACAACUUGUCGAUCAAUUUUCGUCCAGCUGACCAAUCCAAAGAAGCGACCAAAUAAAUGAGGAGAGAAAUGAUGCGAGCGCUUGCACGACGCUUGAGGUGCUUUCCUUUUUCCUUCUUCUUUCUAUCGAUGUAUGUGAGGUAGAAAAAGAGAGAAUGUAUGUAUGUAUGUGUGUGUGUGUAUACGUGUGCACGCGCGCGACUUAUCUUCGAUUUUUCCUUCCUUUGAAGACGUACAUGUAUAUCUUUCGUUUUACUUCUCGACUCUCCCGACGCGAGUGAUUGGACGGAAGAUGUACGGCGGUCACGUGAUAUAUUAUACAAGUAUAUAUAUAUAUAUAGUAUUAUGUAAUAAUAAUCUCCUCCUUAGUGCGCAGAUUUAAGCAAAAGAGAGCGGUACUGUUAUUUGUUUUUUUUUUUCCUUUUAUUUUGUCUCUCUAUCUCCUCUCUGUCAAUCUCGACCUUUUCCAUUCUUUCGUAACGACCCACUUCUCUCUCUCUCUUUCUUUCUCUCUCCCCCUCCCCUCUUUCGUCACCCUUCGCGUCAUUUUCACUUCGACUUUUUCUCUCUCUCUUCUCUCCUCCCUUUCUUUCUUGCUUCUCGUCUCGCCUCCAAUUAAGAUUCGGCUUAAGACGCGAAUUGCGUCGCUCUCCGAGCGGCCCGGGAGUGCUCUUGAGGCGCGUAGGAGAGCAAGCAGAGGUCCCGAGCGCUCUCUCUCUCUCCUCCUGUCUCCCCGUUUCCUCCCGUCUUCUAGGGCGGGAGCAGCGACUGCAGUCGGGGUCGCCGCGUAAUCCGCGUGAGAGUGCGGGGACUCUUUCGCUUUCAAAUCUCUUCGUUUCUCCGACCUUCCGUCUCUCCCUCUUGCUUUGCUCCUCCUCCACUUCUUCGUCUUCUCGCGCCCUCCUCUUCUCUCCUCUCUCUCUUUUUCUCUCUCUUUCUCUUUCUCUCUCUCUCUCUCUCUCUCUCUCCCCUUCGCGUUCUAUCCAAGUUACUUUUAUAACCGAACAUAUGGUCGCGCGAUCGUCGGUACGUGCCUCGGCUCCUCUCGCGAAAUCGCUCGCUCGAGGGUCGCUCCCGAUUAUCUCGAGCGGAUUGAAGAGAGCGAUGAGCGACUAUAUGUGAAAGAAGAGAAAGAGAGAGAAAGAAAAAAAAAAAAGAGCAGCCGACGCGUGCCUGACGCGCGCGAACCUAAUCAUACGAUGCUGUGUUAUUUAAGUCACUAUAGGCAGUGCGUUAUUGAUUACUUUUGAUUUUAGUUUAUGACAAUUUUUCAUGUUAUUAAUUUUAUUGAGUAUGAUUUUAAGAGUACUAUAUGCGCGAACGUGUAUAAUUAUUAUCUAUUAUAUCUACUAUUAAGAAUUUUUAUUAUUAUUAUCACCCCGAAUUUUUUAUUAGUGUCAUUAUUAUUGUAUUGUAUUACCGCUGAAACUGUCUGAUAGGUCUGUUCGGUUGAUUAUCGACGAUGUGUUAAGAGCGUUAUCGAGCGAUCACCUUUCCGUUCCGACGAGAUUCGUGAGAUACUUGAGGGGGUUCCGACACACAGAUUACUACGUUUAUAUCACUUCUUUUUUUUUUCUAAUACUGCUCUAAUAGCAUUAUUCUUAUUAUUAUUACAGCGUAAUUAUUAUUAUUACUAUUAUUAUUAUUAUUAUUAUUAUUGUAAUCAUGUAACAUUUUAUCUUUUUGUAAUUAUUACCACACCCCGUGGUCGAUUUUACUUUUUUACGAAUCGUUCUCGCGUCCGUUGCCCGACCGCCGGUCGACGGGGCGCCUUAAAUGCCGUUGCAACGAGCCGACCUUUAUGCACACUUCCCUCUUUUUUUGUCUCUCUGUUCUUAUCCUUCGACGCGCUCGUUUUUCUCGUGACACGGCGCCUACGGGGCGUGACGUCGGCCAACGGGGGUGCGCAAAGGGACGGGGGCAUCUCUCCGCUACCCGCAUGUCUUUCAUAUAUUGUACAGAUUUUUUCACUUUUAUAUAGUUAUCGAUAUAUCGUAACGUUACGCAACGUUAAUCGCGACGGCAGCCGCUACGCGUCGCCGUACCAUUAUUGUACGUUUUGAUUUUUUUUUAUUGAAUAAAUGUGAACACGCCGAAAGAGAGCAUUUAA